Molecule: messenger RNA, 1023 nt
Organism: Filobasidium floriforme
Lineage: Eukaryota; Fungi; Basidiomycota; Tremellomycetes; Filobasidiales; Filobasidiaceae
Product: Aldo/keto reductase
Exons: 5
Coding region: 1-1023 (340 amino acids)
Source: RefSeq, a predicted model, not a curated record
AUGGAUUCAACCAAGAUGCAAUAUCGAUUCCUAGGAAACACGGGGACCAAGGUCUCCGUCAUCUCACUCGGCGGAUGGUUGACGCACGGCGGUCAUACCGGGAACGAGGUCGCCAAGCAGACGAUGAAGGCGGCCUACGAAGCCGGGGUCAACUUUUUCGAUUCCGCCGAAGGAUACGCUGGAGGUCGGGCCGAGAAGCUCUUGGGAGAGGCCAUCAAAGAGUUUGGCUGGGACCGUGACGAUCUCGUCAUUUCGACCAAGCUGUACUGGGGCGAACAUGAGGAUGGUUCCAAGGGCAUCAACGACGUCGGACUCUCCCGUAAACACGUCUUGGCCGGGAUGCGGAAAUCGCUGCAACGUCUCCAGAUGGAUUUCGUCGACAUCGUCUACGCUCAUCGACCUGACAAACACACCCCGAUGGAAGAGGUCGUCCGCGGUUUCAAUCACCUGAUCCAUACGGGUCAAGCGAUCUACUGGGGGACGAGCGAGUGGUCUUCAGAAGAGAUCAUGGACGCCUGGCGGAUCGCCGAUAGACUAAACCUCAUCGGGCCCGUGGUCGAACAGCCCGAAUACAACAUGAUCUCCCGUACCCGCGUCGAGAUCGAAUACGCCCCCUUGUACCGCAAAUUCAACCUCGGGCUGACCGUCUUUUCCCCCCUGCGCCGUGGGAUCCUCACGGGGAAAUACAACCAGGGGAUCCCCUCCGGAUCCAGGGCGGACAAGGAGGGCAGUUGGUUCAAGGAAGAGGUCGAAAAGGGCGGGGACAUGCUGGAACGGGUCUCUCGGCUCGAACCCUUGGCGAAAGAGCUCGGAGAAGGGGUGACGACCGGACAGUUGGCUCUGGCUUGGACGUUGAAGCAUCCGAAUGUCAGUUCGGCGAUCAUCGGUGCGACAUCUGUCGAACAGGUCAGGGAGAACUUGAAGGCGGUUGAGUUGGUGGAGAAGAUCGACAAGGGGCUGAUGGAUCGGAUCGACGAGGUCUUGGGGAAUCGGCCUAAGGGGGUGCCUUUCCGAUUCGACUGA